Aspergillus tanneri is the source of this 1485-nucleotide messenger RNA. RefSeq lists its product as uncharacterized. Gene Ontology annotation, biological process: transsulfuration. The coding region runs from base 1 to 1485 and encodes 494 amino acids. Gene Ontology annotation, molecular function: cystathionine gamma-synthase activity; pyridoxal phosphate binding. The record is from RefSeq and is a predicted model, not a curated record. Lineage: Eukaryota; Fungi; Ascomycota; Eurotiomycetes; Eurotiales; Aspergillaceae. The transcript has 5 exons.
AUGGGCGACCUUGGUGCUGCCUCAGAGCCGUGGAUGCCUCCCCUGGCACCUCGGACGUUACCACUAGGGAAAGCCAAUAUCUACCCUUCUGAUGAAUUGCAUGCCGUCAGCGUGUCUCUACCAACCUGGUCCUCAGUCAUUGGACUAUCGCGGAAAGAGUACUGGGUAUUGGAGAAACUAGAAUGGAGUUACCCACGAUUCUAUUUAAACAAACCUGUUCGGGAUGUCUCAGAUGCCGUUUUGCGACGACUUCAAAUUACUGAUAAAACCAUCUCGUGCAUGGUCUUCCGCUCUGCCUAUGCUGCUCGGUGCUGUGCCGCAGGUCUUCAUACGGCUUCUUCGGAAAACCAGUCUAGUAUCAUAAAGAUCGUCCGAUUUUUUAUGCCCUUAGAGUCGAACUGGGGAGACUCAGCGACUCAUUGGGCCAAUUUCGCGGCAGUGCUAUUCCCCCUCGACUUGAAGAAGCAGGCCAUGGCUUUUUGGCGCGAUACAGGCUCCGGACUGUCCACUCGACAUGCCAGUUACUGCCUAGAAGAGUUGGACUAUCUUGACUCCGACUCCUCGGAGCCGAAGUUUCGGACCCCCGCGCCCCAAAAGAGGAGCCGUCACCUAAGCCAGCAGUCUCUUAUGUUGACGCAGUCGGCAGAUGAUAGCAUGGACGAGGUGAAGUCUCUUCUCGCGAAACUGGCUACUUCUGAGCAAGCAGGGCAGCCAUCCGUGGAUGUUAAGGACGUUUUCCUGUACCCCAACGGAAUGAACGCCAUUUAUGCCCUUUCUGAAGGUCUGGCCUCAUUCGCAGCAGACUCCAAAGUCGCUGCAUACGGGUGGCUAUAUCCAGAGACAGUUAAUGUUCUCAGACAAAGUCCGUGGGGAAAAGUCCUCUCCUACAAGAACGGCACCGAAGAGGAGCUGGAUCAGUUAGAAAGUAUGCUCAAAUCUGGGCAACAGAUUCUGGCUCUCUUUUGUGAACUCCCCAGUAACAUCAAACUGUCAUCGCCCAACCUGCACCGCAUACGUGCCCUAGCCGAUAAAUACGGCUUUAUUGUAGCUUGCGACGACACCGUGGCCGGCUAUGCUAAUAUUGACGCCAUCCCUUAUGUGGAUGUAAUGAUGUCCAGCCUGACAAAGACAUUUAGUGGCUUUUCGAAUGUCACUGGAGGAAGGUCAUUUAUGCGGAAAGAUGGCGGGUACGGGAAUGUCCUGAGCAUCAUCUUCCGUGAUCCACGCAGCGCGGAGCAUUUCUACAACGUUCUUGAAGUGUGCAAAGGCUCCAGCUUCGGAACCAAUUUCACACUGGCGAUUCCUUACGUCCAGCUUGCCAACUACUGGGAUCGCGAAAAGGUUCCAAAGUAUGGCGUUCCGCAGCAUAUCAUUCGGCUCAGCGUGGGGCUUGAAAAUGUCGAGGAUAUUACCAAUGCUGUGGCGACCGCCCUCAAAGAAGUUGAGAUAUUUGAGUCUGGAGACACUUGUAAGGGGGGUGCUUAA